Molecule: messenger RNA, 2184 nt
Organism: Electrophorus electricus (electric eel)
Lineage: Eukaryota; Metazoa; Chordata; Actinopteri; Gymnotiformes; Gymnotidae
Source: RefSeq, a predicted model, not a curated record
AUACAGCGCAAUUCGAAUUUUACCGCCUAUGUAUGUGUGGUGUUUGGCUUGGGUUGGACACGGUUUGUUUUCUAACUGGAUUGUUUUAAUAGCUACAAGUCAAAAGAUAUAGGGGGAACACCUUAGAUAAAGCAAUGGGGAGCCGAAGAAGUGAAGCCCUGGCAUCCUCACUUGUAACUGGGAUUAAUCAUGCUAUGGCCAGGCUGGUGGAUAUAUGGGACAGCAUUGGCAUAAUGGAGGAGCAGAGGAUUGAACGAAUGCAGACUGUGAAGAAAUAUAUAGAGGAUCUUUUGACGGACAUGAUCACUGAAGAGGAAUCCCUAAGACAUCGCAUAAAAACUAGUAUCAUUACUACUCGGAAGCAGUUGGAGACCCUAUGUCUUGAGUUGUCAGUGGAACCAUACAAAGUAGAGGAAGACCUGACAGUACUGCAGUUAGAGAAGAACCUGCGAUGUCACUUAGAAGCUCUGCAGAAGGAAAAGACUGAGCGUCUGCGAGAGCUGAAUGACCUGAGGCAGCAGGAUGAAGAGCUGUGUGUCACUCUGUGUGCUACACCUUACUAUAUUCCCAGCGGCAGCAUGCCCUCCCGCACCCAGCUCCAGGAGCUCCAAGAGCACAUUAAAAAACUCAGUGAAGAGAAGGAGAGCAGGGUGAAGGUGUUCUCUGGUCUAAGGAAAGACAUCAGGAGGCUGAUGGAUGAAAUGGGCCAUGAGCCAGAGACCAGCCUGGAGAGAGAGUCUGUGUGCCCUGACACAGACAUCUUCCUGCUUACACAUGAAAAUAUCCAAGCCCUCAAGCUAUUGCUUAGUCAGCUGGAAGUGAAGAAGGAAUCUCUUGUAUCAGCUCGGGACAAACUGAAGGAUCGAGCUAUAAGCUUGUGGAAUCGUCUGAGUUGUCCAGAAGAGGAAGCCAAGGAAUUUGAACAGGAAGCACUAACCACCCUCUCUGAUGAUAUCAGAAGGUGGCAAUGUGUAGUGGAUCAUUUAGAGGUACUCCAGAGAGCUAAACUGGAAGAGGUGAUAGAUAAAGCACGGCAGGAGCUUGUGGUCUGGUGGAACAAAUGCAUGUUUGGACCAGAACAAAAAGAACCUUUCAAUGCAUACUUCUGUGAUGAUAAUUACACUGAGGAGUUGCUCAACCUGCAUGACAGUGAGUUGCUGAAGGUGAAGGAAUUUUACAAGGUGGCACGCCCAUUAUUGGAGAACCUUGAGAAAUGGGAGAAGAACUGGGCUCUCUUCCAGGACUUUGAGAGAAAGGCUGCAGAUCCAAACCGCUUCUCCAACAGAGGAGGUGCCUUACUGAAGGAAAGUAAGGACAGGGCCAAAGUGCAGAAGUUGCUUCCCAAGCUAGAGGAAGAGCUGAAAGCACGUGUGGACACUUGGGAGACAGAGCAGGGCUGUACCUUUCUAAUGAAAGGGCAGAGCGUGAUGGAGUACAUCUCCAGACAAUGGGAAGAAUAUCGCUCACAGAAAGACAAGGAGAAAAAUGAACGGAUGUCCAAGAAAGCAGACAGCACAUUGUUUAAGACGCCUUCUAAGAGGCCCCAUGGACCAGGGAGUAGUGGUAUGACCCCCAACAAGAUAAAAAAGACUCCUAAUCAGCUCUCAUUGCGCACCACUACGAUGAGCAGCAGCGCGAGCAGUGUGUCCAGCACCUUUCUGUGUGUGCCUGGCAAGCCUCCACUCUCAGCCAAGCAGAGGGUUAAGACUCUUGAGACUAGCUCAGUGCCCCGGACACCACUGCAGGAAUUUAACAGUGAUAAGAAGCCCAUCUCCAUUACCUAUUCAGACUUUACUAGUCAACUCUCCCAGAAGGCCAGUCACGAUUCUGUUCUGAAUUCUACUGUUAAAGAUGUACUGUAAUUCACCUUUUAAACAGGAACAUUUAACUGAUAUUUUAGGUCAUACACAGGUCACACAUGCAGGUGCUUCUUAUGUCCACCAUUGAAUAUUCUAAGGUAAUUUUUUUAAAUAUAUAUAUAUAUAUAUAUAUAUAUAUACUUGUUUAUACCAUGUUGCUUUAAAGAGCUUCUGCUUUUGCUACAUAUAUGGGUUUAGCUUUAUAUUCGAGCUAUAUAGUACUAUGUAUAUGCAUGUAUUCCAUACACAUUUCGAAUAUUUCUGUGCUGAGCACUUCUGAUGCUGUAUUUGUCUCGAUAAAAGCAAAUAAAUAUCUAAACUUUUA